CCACAGACACAGCUGUUGCUCUCCCACUCCUGCAGCGGUCUGAGAAGAGCACCAUGGAGAAGGUUAUUGUGGGCACCCUGCUUCUCUCUGUUCUUUCAGGAGGUGUAUCACAAACAGACAUGUUGGGGAAGGCAUUUAUUUUCCCUCAAGAAUCAUCCACUGCCUAUGUAUCGCUGAUCCCACAAAUGAGAACGUCACUGCAAAAGUUCACCUUGUGUCUGAAGGCCUUCACUGACCUCACCCGCCCGUACAGUCUCUUCUCCUACAGCACAAAGACCAAGGACAAUGAAAUUCUUCUCUUUGUGAACAAAAUGGGAGAAUACUGGUUCUAUGUUGGGAAUUCUGAAGUCAUUCUCAAAGCACCCCCAAACCCUUAUGCUCCAAUCCAUGUCUGUGUGAGCUGGGAAUCUGCCUCUGGGAUUGCAGAAUUCUGGCUGGAUGGAAAGCCUUUGGGGAGGAAAGGCUUGAAGAAGGGGUACACUGUGGGAGCUGAUGCAAAGAUUAUUUUAGGACAGGAGCAGGAUUCCUUUGGAGGAAGUUUUGAUGCAAAACAGUCAUUUUUGGGGGAGAUAUGGGAGCUGUCCUUGUGGGACUAUGUGGUCCCUCUGGAAGAAGAGCAUGACAGUGGCAACCUUAUAAAUUGGCGAGGUCUUAUUUAUGAUAACACUGGCUAUGUGGUGACAAAGCCCAAACUGUGGAGUUAAACUUCCUUCUUGUUAUUCAUAAUGUGCAUUUAGUGAUAAUUAAAUACUCCAUGAAAUUAAGUCAGCUUUUAGUUCUGUUACAAUGAUAAUGUGAAUUGCAUUAAAAAGCAAAGUAAUGUGA
Messenger RNA from Psammomys obesus (fat sand rat), 825 nucleotides. Its product is annotated as mucosal pentraxin-like. Gene Ontology annotation, biological process: innate immune response. The record is from RefSeq and is a predicted model, not a curated record. The transcript has 2 exons. Gene Ontology annotation, molecular function: complement component C1q complex binding. Bases 54 to 704 code for a protein of 216 amino acids. Lineage: Eukaryota; Metazoa; Chordata; Mammalia; Rodentia; Muridae.